UUCCUCUCCCUUGCCUUGAACUAGUGAACCCAACUACAUACAUCAACAGCCGUUUACCCAACCACCCAAACACAUUUAAUCAACAUUGCCUCUCUCACUUAUUUCACUUCUUCAUUCACUCAUUCAUUCAUUAUUACUUAAUCCAGUCAUUCAUUUAUAUUAACAAUGGGUUUUCAGUAUGAGCUAGAUGGCUCGGUCGAGACACACGACCCUAGCCUCCCUUCAACUACAGCAUGCCCAUACCUACCUGGCCAAACUGUCAAUACUUUAAUCGUUCCUGUCGAGCAGGCUCUCCGGCAGCGAAGUGCUUCUCUCACCUCUAUGCGUGCUACCGAUCUCAAGACCAUGAAUCCCGAAUCCAAGUACACUACACCUCGACCUGCACCUUCAGUACCAGCCAACCACAUCCCCUACCGGGUUGGCUCAUCUCCAUCAUUAAAUCACAAGUCUUCGUCCCGAUCAUUGUCACCUGCCCCGGCGGCAUGGAAGCGCUUGUUCGGUCGCAAGGUGAACUCUGAAGGCGAGCGUGGGCGAUCUCCCAUCCGCAACGACUUGUCUGGUACCGCUGAGGAUAUCGACGACCGUUGCACGACGCCAUCGGAGGGUACUCGAACAAGAGAUAUCUCACCCGAAUCCCUUCGACGCUUUCUAUCUGAUGAUCUUCCUCCUCGCCCUAGUUCUAACCUCAGUGAAAGACCAUCCCUAGUUAUCCCUGAAGAUGUUGUGGAGGACAAUGACAACGAUGACGAUGAUAACUUUGCUACUUCAGCAGCAUCCGAUGGACAGCCCUACGUCACCCGUCUCUCACCUCCUCCCUUCAAGCGAUCUAUUUCUUCUGAGCCAGUCAGGAGUGAUGCCGCUAAUCCAAACUCACUGCCUCUGAUCCCUUCAAAACCAUACAAUAAGGACUUAUUGGAGGUCAAUGGCGUGCCUGCGUCGGCUGUGCUUCCAUCUCGACCCAGGUUGGAGACUCUUCGGGCUCCCAACCCUCGAAUCAACCCUGCUACAAGCUUCUUCUUGUCGCCAGCCACACCAAGCUUUCCCGAAGAUGAAGGAACAAACUUCUUUGACCUUACCGAUGAUGAGGACGACGUUGUGUCGAGUAACAACAGCGACAUCCUCGCAUUUCAGCCUGUUCCGGGCAUGGCUCCUACCACCGACUCUUUUGAGUGCUAUAGUCUUCCAGAGUCUCAGGAACAUGGCCCUAAGAUUGUCGAGUCCCAGUCAGCCUACGCCAAGGUCAACUCUCCAUCUCUUCUUUCUCGCGGCGACAGCGGAAACUUCCUUGGCGCGCCUAUCGAUACCGGCCUUGAUGACUUUGCGGCCGAGUUGGGCUGGAUGGUUGACGUUAUUGGCUCAAAGGCCAACUAGACAGCCACAACAAAUUCACACUCUAUCCGACACGAUACAAAUUAAUUUGGGUUUCAGCGCCCACGACACUCUACGAUCAACAUUGUUUCGACGGCGUUUAAUACUGGUUUUCAAAAAUUGGGUUCAACAUUUGAUGAACAAAAACACAGCGGGUUGCAUUUGGCGUUUUAAAAGGAACAAGAGGGGAUGGCGCAAGCAUAGGCAGCUCAAUGAGGUGUCAAACAUACAACAAUCCCCGAGGGGUAAUAAGGAAAGGAUCUAGGCGAAUCGAAAUAGGCGGUCGUGUAACAAUGGAAUUCUAAAGGAGUAUGUGAGGGAAGGGUGGUAUGGUUCAUGAGACGGACGACACGGCAGUUAUC
Messenger RNA from Fusarium redolens, 1730 nucleotides. RefSeq lists its product as uncharacterized. The transcript has a single exon. Lineage: Eukaryota; Fungi; Ascomycota; Sordariomycetes; Hypocreales; Nectriaceae. The record is from RefSeq and is a predicted model, not a curated record. The coding region runs from base 166 to 1371 and encodes 401 amino acids.